GGCAAAUGUGUUAUUUUUGUCUUUCAGUAAGAGGAGGAGUGUCACUGCAUACCUGAGUCAGCUGAAGGUGUUUGGAGGUAGCAGGGAGAUGGACUCUCUGAAGAAGGAGUUGGAGGAGGAACUGAAGCUGUCUGCUGAUGACCUGAGGAGUCACGCCUGGUACCAUGGACCUAUACACAGAGAGGGGGCAGAGGCUCUGCUGGAGAGAGAUGGUGACUUCCUGGUUCGUGACUCAGGCUCCUCCUCCGGUGACUAUGUCCUGAGUUGCUAUUGGAAGGACGAACCCAUGCACUUCAAGAUCAUUAGGGUGGUCCUUCGGCCCAAGAAGGGUUAUUCCCGCGAGCUGUUCCAGUUUGAAGGGGAUCGUUUCGACAACAUUCCCGCCCUGGUGCGUUUCCACGUGGGUGGACGUCAUCCCGUCUCCCAGGCCUCUGGCGCCGUGGUCUUUCACCCAAUCACACGCACCCUGCCUAUACGUGUCAUCAGUGAGCGCCAGGCAGAGCGGACCCACAGCAGCAGCUCCAGCAACAGCGCCCUCCACAGGGUGGGUGUGGAAUUACGGCCAGACCGCAGCAAGAGACUCAGCUUCAACUCAUCACACAUGGACACACUACAUGUCACUAACACACUGCUCAGGAGUGGGAGUCAGCCAGCCAACCUGGAGAAUCUGGGCAGAAGACCCUCGAUCCAAUCAGCACAGUCCGAAAGCAACCUACGCACAGGUGCGCCUCAUAGCUGUCAAUCAGAGGCUGUAGGCCCCGCCCCCAUUUCCCCAGUGUUCCGAACGGGUAGCGAACCCCUGCUCAGCCCCUCAGCCCUCAGACACACACAGCCCUCACACCCAGGUGGAGGUGUGACGCAGCGAGGUUCUGACGGACAGCUGCACCCCCGAGCCCCGCCCAAACCUUUCAGAGUCUCCGUCCUCUUCCCCGGGACUCCUCCCAACCGUCACUGUGACGACCCCUAUGACGAGCUGGUCAUCCAGGUGCCUGAAUCAAAAAAGCGUGGCCACGUGGACAGGCUGCGUGCGGAGGAGAAGUGGCAGAGCAGAGCCCGUCUCACUGAGACAUCCUUCAACUUCCUGGAGGCACAGAAAAGCGGGGAGUUGCCUGGGUUACUGUUUGACGGACAGGCCCAGGAGGAAGAGGAGGAUUCACACUUUCAGAGGCCGCAGGUGGAGACGGUGUCGUGUUUCAGACUGGACCAGUUUGAGUCCCUCCUGCUACCAGAAAAUAACAGACCUCUAGAUCCCACCGUUCUGCUGGCGCUCAAAGAACUGUUCACACGCUCCAACGCCAUGACAACCGCUCUGCACAUUCUCAGUGUCGACUGCCAGGUGGCUCGUAUCGUGGGUGUGACAGAGGACCAGAGGAGGAUGAUGGGAGUUGGCUCAGGUCUGGAGCUGGUCACCCUGUCUCACGGACAACAGCUCAGACGGGACCUGCUGGAGAGGCACCACCUGCUAGCCCUGGGCGUUGCCAUAGAUAUCCUGGGCUGUACAGGGACAGUGGGUCAGAGGGCCACGGUGUUGCAUAAAGUCAUCCUAUUGGCCCAGGCCCUGAGAGACCACGCCCACAACCUCUACGCAUUCUCAGCCGUCAUGAAGGCUCUGGAGAUGCCUCAGGUCGUUCAUCUGGAGAGGACAUGGAGAGCGUUGAGGAGGAACCACACAGAGAGCGCUGGGAUGUAUGAGAAGACCCUCAAACCCUCCAUGAAGGCUCUGAAUGACGGAGAUGGUGAGGAAGACUCUGUGGUGCAGGGUCCCCUGGCUGUGCCCUACCUGGUUCCCCUCCUGAGGCUGAUGGAGGGAGAGGAGGGAGAACACACAGAGAGAGGCUGUCAGUUAUUAUACAACACCCUGCAGGCAGCACGCAACGCUGCGCUACACGCCCCACAGUACCAGGAGCACGCACACAGCCUGCUCACAGGUGACUGGGAGCCAAUCCCAGAGCUGCUGGAGUGUUUCAGGACAGAGUUUGCCCUAAGGCUGUUCUGGGGACAGGCUGGAGCGGAGGCAGACAGGGAGGAACGCUACCACAAGUUUGACAAGAUCCUCACCGUGCUCUCCCACAAACUGGAACCCACCGAGGGGUUCCCCCCCGAACUCUGACCUCUUACCCUUAACCUCUAUACUGUGACCUGGGCUGCAUUCAGAAGGGCUCAACGUUGCAACCUGUUUACCUGGGUCGUAUUCAUUAGUUCGCACCGUACUGAAGCGUUUUGCAGCAAAAGAAAGUUCUGGUAAUCCCUCCCCGUUUCAGUCAGUUUGGUGCCUUAAUGAAUAUGACCCUGGGGCGGUCCUGGGAGUUGUCUGGGUGUUGCCGUGGUCGACGCCCGUGGGUUCCGUACCUAGCAGGUGUGGAUGGGUUGGUUUACCCAAAUAAACCUGGCCACGGUCUACCUCCCAAAUUGCACCCUAUUCACUAUAAAGUACACUACUUUUGACCAGGGCUCUGGUUGAAAGUAGUGCACUAUAUAGGGAAUAGGGUGCUACGAAAGGACACAGACAAGGUGUGUGAUGUGGGUCUACUGGUUGUUGGUACUGGCAUGUCAAAAUGUUGACCUGCAGAGUUUACCUGUUAACAUGUUCUGUGUUCAUUUCAGACAACUUUAUUCUCAACCAUCUAGGUGUCUGUGAUUUUAUUUUAAUUUUUUUUAAAAAGGGGAUAUCACUGGAAAGGUCUGAGUUUUAACAUGUUUUCUAUUUAGAUUAUAUUUGUAAAGAGAUAAAAUGAUAUAAACA
Coregonus clupeaformis (lake whitefish) is the source of this 2743-nucleotide messenger RNA. Its product is annotated as breast cancer anti-estrogen resistance protein 3 homolog. Gene Ontology annotation, molecular function: guanyl-nucleotide exchange factor activity; phosphotyrosine residue binding. The record is from RefSeq and is a predicted model, not a curated record. Gene Ontology annotation, biological process: positive regulation of peptidyl-serine phosphorylation; small GTPase-mediated signal transduction. The transcript is spliced from 15 exons. Lineage: Eukaryota; Metazoa; Chordata; Actinopteri; Salmoniformes; Salmonidae. Bases 89 to 2110 code for a protein of 673 amino acids.